AUUGAGAGCCACCUGUAGCUGAGAGUAUGAACUUAUACUGUAUUAUAGACAUGUUAGUGUUUCUAUCCUGUACCAUGUAAAGACUGCAUCAUUAUUUUAUCUGUUGACAAAAUAAUAAGUCAUAGCACAUAAUAAAACAGCUGGAGGCCUACAUUCAUAACUGUGUCUUUUUUAAGUAUGAAGUAAAGAACAGCGGAUGCAAACCUUGGCCAUUAUUGGUGUUUUGAUUUGUCUUAGCUUUAAAUAAUUACUUUAAUUCUAUUUCGUCCAUUCUAUGAAACUAUUAGUUUGAAGUUAGUUGGGGUGUGCGCUAACUACCCGCCUCGUGAAGCUCAUUAAUGGACCUUCACGUUGACAGACGAGAUGUCCAAUGGUUCAAUGGAAUCCUCCGGGCAACCAAUAGCCUUCGGUUCCGAGCUGCUGCUGCUUGCUGAUUGGCGGAAGGAGCUUCUGCCUCCCGAGUACCGACGCUUCUCCUUUGGUCAAGGUUGCACUUGGCAGCUGCAGUAGGACGCGAACUGAUCGCUGCUUACUCACGGAGGCCAGCACCAAUUAUCAUCAUCAGCAGCAGCAACAGCUCUGCUCUCGUUUUUAUACCGGAGCGUCAUUCUAGGAUCUCCAUCCUCACGGUAUAUCCGCCAUGGACGAGAUGGAGGAAGAGUUAAAAUGCCCCGUUUGCGGCUCCUUUUACCGGGAGCCCAUCAUACUGCCUUGCUCCCACAAUAUUUGCCUGGCGUGUGCGCGGAAUAUUCUUGUGCAGACCCCCGAAGCCGAGUCCCCGCAGAGCAGCCGAGCCUCCGGGUCCGGCGUCUCAGAUUAUGAUUACUUGGAUUUGGAUAAAAUGAGUUUGUACAGCGAGGCGGACAGCGGAUACGGGUCCUACGGGGGGUUUGUCAGCGCUCCGACCACCCCCUGUCAGAAAUCACCGAACGGAGUCCGGGUUUUCCCCCCGGCCGUCCCCCAGCCCGGUCCGCAGCAGCACCUCCUGCCGCAUCCGGCCUCCUUGCCCCCGAUUCCCCGCAACUCCUGCAUCACAUGUCCGCAGUGUCACCGCAGCCUGAUCCUGGACGACCGGGGGCUCCGGGGGUUCCCCAAAAACCGGGUGCUGGAAGGGGUGGUGGACCGGUACCAGCAGAGCAAGGCGGCCGCCCUCAAGUGCCAGCUGUGCGAGAAGAGUCCGAAGGAGGCCACGGUGAUGUGCGAGCAGUGCGACGUGUUCUACUGCGACCCGUGCCGCCUGCGCUGCCACCCGCCCCGCGGUCCCCUCGCCAAGCAUCGCCUGGUUCCCCCCGCGCAGGGCCGGAUCAGUCGCCGCGCGAGCCCGCGUAAGAUCUCCACCUGCACGGAGCACGAGCUGGAGAACCUGAGCAUGUACUGCGUGCAGUGCAAGAUGCCCGUGUGUUACCAGUGUUUGGAAGAGGGGAAGCACGGCACGCACGAAGUCAAAGCACUGGGCGCGAUGUGGAAACUGCACAAGGGUCAGCUGUCCCAAGCCUUAAACGGUCUGUCAGACAGAGCCACCGAAGCAAAAGAGUUCCUGGUUCAGCUGAGGAACAUGGUGCAGCACAUCCAGGAAAACGGCGUGGAAUUUGAGGCCUGUUUGGUGGCGCAGUGCGACGCGCUGAUCGACGCCUUGAACCGCCGCAAAGCCCAGCUCCUGGCCCAAGUCAACAAGGAGCACGAACACAAGCUCAAGGUGGUUCGGGAUCAGAUCUCCCAUUGCACGGUGAAGCUGCGUCAGACAACAGGACUCAUGGAGUACUGCCUGGAAGUCAUCAAGGAGAACGAUCCCAGUGGCUUCCUGCAGAUCUCGGACGCUUUGAUCCGGAGGGUCCACAUGACCGAGAGCCAGUGGGGGAAGGGAACCCUGACCCCGAGGAUGACCAGUGACUUUGACCUCACCCUGGACAGCGGGCCGCUCCUGCAAACCAUCCACCAGCUGGACUUUGUACAGAUGAAAGUCCCAGCUGCUCCCAUCCUCCAGCUAGAAGAAUGCUGUACCCAGAACAACAGCGCCACAUUGUCAUGGAAACAGCCGCCGCUCUCCACCAUCGCCGUCGAGGGCUACAUCCUGGAGCUGGACGAUGGGAACGGAGGCCCGUUCAGGGAGGUGUACGUGGGGACGGAAACCAUCUGCACGGUGGACGGGCUCCACUUCAACAGCACGUACAAGUCCAGAGUGAAGGCGUUCAACUCCAGCGGAGUGGGCCAGUACAGCAAGACGCUGAUCAUGCAGACCUCUCAGAUUGCCUGGUUCACCUUCGACCCUGCGUCCGCUCACCCCGACAUCGUCUUCUCCAACGACAACCUGACGGUGUCGUGCAACAGCUACGACGACCGGGUGGUCUUGGGCAGCGCCGCCUUCUCCCGCGGCGUCCACUACUGGGAAAUGACAGUGGACCGCUAUGACAACCACCCCGACCCGGCCUUCGGCAUCUGUCGGGGCGACGUCCUGAAGGACGUGAUGCUGGGGAAGGACGACAAGGCCUGGGCCAUGUACGUGGACAACAACCGCUCCUGGUUCAUGCACAACAACUCUCACACCAACAGGACGGAUGGUGGCGUCGCCAAAGGAUCGACGAUAGGAGUGUUGCUGGACUUUACACGUGGGAUCCUCAUCUUCCUCAUCAACGAUGAGCAGCAGGGUCCUGUUGCCUUCGAGAGCUUGGAAGGCGCUUAUUACCCCGCCAUCAGCCUCAACCGUAACGUCCAGGUCACUCUUCACACUGGGCUACCCAUCCCUGACUUCUACACACCCGGGGAGGCAGACCCAACGAGCUCCGUGUGCUGAAGCCAGCGCCGACCCCCUUCCCCGCCCCGUCGUAGGUCAAUACCUCUAACCCGCCCUCGCCCUCCUGAUCUCGACUCGCCGUCUGUCGCCCCGACCUAACGACCCCCGUGACACGCCGUCGGAGGCCUCAUGACAGCCCUAAGCCAUGCCUUUUUCAUGCCUAAGCUUUGGAGGCGGCCAUGUGCAGGACAGCGCAUGUGGUGCCUACGACUCGGGACGUUUCACCGCAACGUCCAGAGGAUCAGCAACGAAAGCACUGAAGUGAAGGAGUUCUUUUACAUUUCAGAAAAUAUGACACAUUGAGUCAAGACUAGGCAUGGGCUGGUGAGAAACUCUCAAGGAACGUAUAAAACAGAUGCUUUUUUUUUUGUUCGUAUCAUUUUGUAAAUUUAUAUUUCAGGAUUUUUAGAUGGGCGUCAACAUUUAUUUUCCCAUUCAUCUCCUCUCAAAAUGCACAUGUACAUGAAAUAUUCCCAAAUGUUCAAUUCAAACUCAAAAAAUACUCCCAAAGUGUUGUAACUCAAAUUAUUCUUGUUAUUAUUCAGAUUAUUAUGGAUUAUUACUGAGUUUUUCCCUUUGGUUUUCCAGCCACGUGUCUCCAAAAUUUAAUCUCAGACUUUUCAGUUACUUUAGCAGCUGAUAAGUCCAAGUAGGUUCUGUCUAAAUAGGAAAACAUCUAUCAAGAUAAUCAGGAUUUGCUGUAAUAACAAAACUCUUGUUUGACAUAUCGGGACAAAAAACUGUGACAGAACCUUACAGAACAUAGAAUAUGCUGAUAAACACCAAAAGAACAAAAUUCAGACAUUGGUGGAAUGAAAAAUAUGACAGAAAGUCUAAUAUCCCAACAUUCCCUAAAUUUUGUGAUAUUAGCAUCAAGAGAAUUGGCUUAUGAAGCAACAAAUUGCACUGUUCUACUUUUUCAACACUGGGAGUAUAACAAGCAGUUGAGCUAUCUGCUCAUGUAGCAGCCACCUGCUCAACAGAAAAGCAAGCAUAAGAAGGAUGAGUGCUUGUCCUUUACUGUCCAGGCCUUAAGUAUCUAAUUAUUUCCAAAGAGCUGCUUUUUUGAACCUGAUUUCUUGUUACUGGUAACCAGCCCAUGCCUACAGUCGAGAGUUGGGCUACCUUCACAUUGCAGGUAUAAAUGCUCAGUUCAGAGGGUUAGGGUUUGUUCCUUGGUGUGUUGUUGUUAUUACUAUACUAUGAUUGAGAACGCUCUGCGGCACGCGCAGAAGAAGACAUGAUGUCGCAAGCAGCCCAUUGUUUGCAGAAGCAGAUGCGGAUGCUGCGAACGUCAUCACACCUCAGUUCUGACGCGGCGCAAUUGAAGCUGCCAGAAAUGACGAUUAGCUCCGUUGACAGUGUCUGCCGUGCUUUUUUUUUUUUUUUUUUUUUUCCCCCCCAACUGUUUACAUUCGGUCAUGCCGCUUUCCGCCUCAUUUGGCGCAAAAUUGUACCUCGUCUCCGUGACUUUUCAAUGCGACACGUCUGUUCAGACCGAGAUCGCUUUCGAGAACAUCAUCCGAUUUGGGACGUGGAAAUCGGGAAUUGUGCUGUGCAGACUGUGACACUUCUUACGUAAAUAUGGAGAUACUUUUCUGAGUUUGGACCGCAUUUGAAAGUAAAAUCGUAUUUUUGCUGCUCAGAUUCAUCUUAAGAAAAAAAAUAAUCAGAUAGGGUUCACGUCUCCGUCUGCAGUGUAAACACAGAUCACUACGACGCUACAGCUCAGAUCACAAGAAACAAAUGCUUGGCAGAAUGUCCAACUCUUCUUAAAUGAAGGAGUUUUUUGUUUUUUUAUGAAUUCGUUAGACAAAGAUCUUGUAUUAACCUUUGCUUUUUUCUUACAGCUCAAUAUAUUGCAUUCUUCAUGCCUCUUUGUCAGGUUUCCAUCUUGAAGACUGUUGUGGAUUCAAAACUCUUGAGUCGAGAAUGAGAAGUCCUACUUUGUGACUGUGUGUGUGUGUGGGGGGGGGGGGGGGGGCGCCCGGCCAUUCUUCCUGGACCAGAGUCCAGCUCAAAGUCAUAUCAGUGUCAUUACCUUCGUUUGUGUAAGUGGGAAGCUUUUCUUAGUGGUUUGGCUCAAGUGAAACUUCUGUGUUGUGUUUUUUUUUUUUUAAUUAUUUUUAAUAUUUACAGCAUCGAAGUUUAGGAUGCAACAGGAAGGAAGACCUUUAUUUUUUCUUUUGCAGUGGCGCUUUCAAAACAGGGGAGGGACUUUGCUUGAAUCCAUCUCAAAGGCGGGGGAUUUUAAACGACUGUGAAGACGUUCUUAUAAGGUGCUAAAGCAGUUCACAUAGUUUGGGCUUUUUUUUUUCUUUUUUUACUGUGAGUGACUGAAUUCUGGUAGUUUUUGUAAUAUUGUUAUUGAAAUGAUCUAUUGCGAAGAGGUGUAAAGUUAAAUAAGUUAUUGGUGUUAAGAGAUUUUUAGUGAGAAUUUUAUCCUCGUUCCCCUUUUCGCCGAUGUACAGUUACAGCCAAGGGGACGAACGGCGCUUCUCUGCUUUAAACGUUUUAUUAGACGUCAGCGGGGGGAUUUUUGGAGGGGAAAUUAGAGGCUUUUUCAGUUUACAUGUCUACAAAAGCAACAAGACAGGAGACACUGGAAUGGCUUUUGUUUUGGGGUUUCUUUUGGCUAACAUUCUUUUCAGUACUUACUGACUAAAACGCUUGGUGGUUCAGUGCUAAAGCGUGCAAACGUGACAAAAACUGUGCCAACAAUGACUUUCCACGUUUAUGAGAGCUGAAAAAAAAAAAAAAGUGUCUCGCACAAUUUUACUAAGCACUAGUGGCCUCAUUGUCAUGCUAACAGUUGCUAAUUAGCACCAAACACAACUGAUGAACACAGACCAUAAGGCACCAGACAAAGCGAGUGCUGUCUGACGUAGUAAGAAUUAGCUUCAUUCUGCUCCACGUGACGACAGAACAACCUGAACCAUCCAACUGUAAAAUCCUGCGACCCAGGCGACCGUUGUGCAACAUGUUAGCGUGCUAGCACGCAGGUUUAUAACGCCUCAGUUUUUCAAGUUGCAGUUAAAACUACCAACCUCUACGUGCAUUUUCAAUACAGGUUUCAGUCUGAAAGGAUGGCUGUCUGAAAAAGGCAACUCGAUGUUCCUUUUUAACGUAGGAUUGUAAUUAACAGUACAUAUUGUAAUAUAUACAGAGUAUAAUAUACUCUUGUGUUUUACAGUAGCCCGGAAUGGCUUGACCAAAAAACAAAGAAGUCUUAAGAAAAGGUCUUUCAGGAAGAAGAAUGUUAAAUUUUGAGUUUGUUGCAAUCUUUAACCUCGUCACUAGGUGUCACUAAACCUAUUUGAUUGCUCCUUUAAUCCUCCAAUUUUGCUCCUUGCUCCUUUAAUCCUGCUGAAUUGAUGGUGAAAACUUUCUAUUCCUUCUGGAAAAGCAGAUCUAGCGGCAAUAUCUGCUUCAAGUUAAAAGAAAAAAAAAGUAAGUCAUUAAUUAAACAUUUUUGGGCAGGAAAUAAAACCAAAUUAAAUAUUGCACCAGAUUUUUUUAAAUUAAACAUUGAAUUUGUAGCUUGACUCCUCAAAAAUGUCCUGCGUUCUUCACCCAAUUUUUUUAUU
Molecule: messenger RNA, 6378 nt
Organism: Poecilia latipinna (sailfin molly)
Lineage: Eukaryota; Metazoa; Chordata; Actinopteri; Cyprinodontiformes; Poeciliidae
Gene: trim9
Product: tripartite motif containing 9
Exons: 10
Coding region: 641-2791 (716 amino acids)
Cellular component (GO): cytoplasm
Molecular function (GO): protein binding; zinc ion binding
Source: RefSeq, a predicted model, not a curated record